This is a messenger RNA of Mustela lutreola (European mink), 749 nucleotides long. Its product is annotated as ubiquitin-like-conjugating enzyme ATG3. Gene Ontology annotation, cellular component: cytosol; cytoplasmic ubiquitin ligase complex. Gene Ontology annotation, molecular function: Atg8-family ligase activity. Lineage: Eukaryota; Metazoa; Chordata; Mammalia; Carnivora; Mustelidae. Bases 114 to 590 code for a protein of 158 amino acids. The transcript has a single exon. The record is from RefSeq and is a predicted model, not a curated record. Gene Ontology annotation, biological process: autophagy of mitochondrion; autophagosome assembly; nucleophagy.
ACAGGUAUUGCAGGAAUAACUGAAGCAGUUAAGGAGAUUACAUUGGAAAGCAAGGACAGUAUAAAACUUCAAGUUCACGCAGCAAUAUGUGAGGAGGAGAAGAAGCUGCAUAUAUGGAAGAAUAUGAAGAAAGUGGAUUGUUGGAAACAGAUGAGGCUACCCUAGACACAAGGAAAAUAGUAGAAGCUUGUAAAACUAAAACUGAUGCUGGAGGUGAAGAUGCUAUUUUGCUAACAAGAACUUAUGACCUUUAUAUCACUUAUGAUAAAUAUUACCAGGCACCACAAUUAUGGUUGUUUGACUAUGAUGAGCAAAGUCAGCCUUUAACAGUUGAACACAUGUAUGAAGACAUCAGUCAAGAUCAUGUGAAGAAAACAGUGACCAUUGAAAAUCACCCUCAUCUCCUACCACCUCCUAUGUGUUCAGUUCAUCCAUGCAGGCAUGCUGAGGUGAUGAAGAAAAUCAUUGAGACUGUUGCAGAAGGAGGAGGAGAACUUGGUGUUCAUAUGUAUCUUCUAAUUUUCUUGAAGUUUGUACAAGCUGCCAUUCCAACAAUAGAAUAUGACUACACAAGACACUUCAAAAUGUAACAGAGAGAGCAUAGAAUCUGUCCUAAUUAUUAUUUCUGAUUUUUAAACAAUUAACCCAUAGAUGUGACCAUUGACCAUAUUCACCAAUAUGUACAAUUUCUCUAAUAAAGGGACUUAUAUGUUUAUGCAUUAAAUUUAAAAAGUUCCACUACCAGAAAA